This is a messenger RNA of Solanum verrucosum, 2827 nucleotides long. Its product is annotated as probable disease resistance RPP8-like protein 2. NCBI's taxonomy places the organism in Eukaryota, Viridiplantae, Streptophyta, Magnoliopsida, Solanales, Solanaceae. Gene Ontology annotation, biological process: defense response to other organism. The record is from RefSeq and is a predicted model, not a curated record. Gene Ontology annotation, molecular function: ADP binding. Bases 4 to 2796 code for a protein of 930 amino acids. The transcript has 4 exons.
AAAAUGUAUGAUAGUUCUCUCUUUGGCCUCUUGCAAAUGCUAUACGAGACACUAAAGAAAGAGGCGAAAUUCCUGUCAAAUGUAAGCAAUCAAAUUCAAGACAUUCGCGCUGAAAUAAAUCGAAUACAAUGCUUCUUACAAGAUGCAGAUGCUAAAAAACCUGAGUAUGAGACAGUUCGUAACUGGAUUGCAGAUAUCAGAGAAGUUGCUUACGAUGUAGAAAAUAUCCUCGAGAAGUAUAUGCAUAAAGUUGCAUUGAGGAAGGAUCGAUCGUUGUGGAAGGAGAAUAUAAGUUUACAUAACAUAGGCAUGGAGACAAAAGAUGUUAUGUCCAGAAUUGAUAACAUAAAAAGAUGUAUGAAAACUUAUGUUGAUACAGGCAUAAGAGCUAUAUGUCUAGGGGAUACCUCGUCGGAGAGAAGUCAAUGGUUAACGAGAUCUUACUCUCAUCUUGUUGACGAAGACUUUGUUGGAUUAGUAGAAGAGGUGAAUAAGUUGGUUGAUGAGUUGAUCAAUGAUGAAAAUGAUGAGUUUUAUGUAGUUUUCGCGAUAUGUGGAAUGGGAGGUCUUGGUAAAACAACACUUGCUCGGAAGGCUUAUCGUCAUGGUGAUGUACAAAGUCAUUUCCAGGCUUUCGCGUGGGCUAGUAUCUCGAGACAAUGGCAAGCAAGAGAUGUGCUGCUGAGCAUCCUCAUGAAACUUGAACCUGAAAAUAGAACAAGGAUUAAUAUGAUGAUGGAUGAUGAGCUUGUUAAGGCACUUUACAAUGUUCAGCAGAGGAAAAGAUGCUUGAUUGUGUUGGAUGAUAUUUGGUCCAUAAAUUUUUGGAAUAGCGUAAAACAUGCUUUUCCGAAGGGGAAGGGGAGUCGAAGCAAGAUUUUGCUCACAACGCGCAAGAAGGACGUGUGUACACACAUAGAUCCAACUUGUUUCCUGUUUGAACCACGAUGUUUGGAUGCUGAGGAGAGUUGGAAGUUACUUCAUAAGAAAGCAUUCCCCAGAGUAAACACUCCAGAUUUAAAGAUUGAUUCGGAGUUGGAGAGGCUUGGAAAGGAAAUGGUCAGUAAAUGCGGGGGCUUGCCUUUAGCCAUUAUUGUUCUUGCUGGACUUUUGGCUAGAAGACCUAAAAUCGAUGAGUGGAGAAGGACGUGCCAAAACCUUAACUUACACAUGAGUGGUGAAAGUUUUGAACAAGAUGGAGGAAUUCAUGGUGUCCUUGCUCUGAGUUACUACGACUUACCUUAUCUGCUGAAGCCGUGUUUUUUGUACUUGGGUAACUUUCCUGAGGAUCAAAAGAUUUCUGCGCGGAGGUUGUAUCAGCUAUGGGCUGCUGAAGGUAUCAUAUCAUUGGAAGGUAACCGAGGAGAGGAGACAGCAAUGAUGGAGAUAGGUGAACGUUAUCUGCACGAGUUAGCUCAAAGGUACAUGGUUCAGGUUCAACUAGAGGAAACAACUGGAAGGAUCAAAUCUUGUCGAUUUCAUGAUCUCAUGAGAGAUACAUGUUUGUCGAAAGCAAAGGAGGAAAACUUUCUCAAGACAGUUUCUCCUCAGCAUUUGCAUCAAUCAAUGCACUGCUCUACUUCAGCUACAGCAACAUCAACACGUACUGUACGUAGACUGUCUAUCACAGUAGACAAUGACGUUCAGAACUAUUUCUCUACUGAUGAUAAGUCAUUUCAGCAUGUUAGAUCAGCUUUAUUCUUUCCCAUACAGACAGGACGCGAAGGCACAGAAUAUCCCCUGCCUUUAUUCCAAGGUCUGUGCAAUAACUUCUCAAUGUUGAGAGUUUUGCAUCUUGAGAAGUUUACUUUUGUGGAAAUUUUACCAAAAGCAAUUGGUAAUUUGGUGUACUUGAGAUACCUGAGCUUAAGACAUUCACACUUUCAAAAACUUUCGUCGUCUGUAGGUAAUCUUAAGUACCUACAGACACUUGAUUUGAGGGUGAAUUUCUUCUCGUACUUAACUUUACCGAAUACCAUACAGAAGUUGCAAAACUUGAGGAAUUUAUAUCUUCCUCCUUCACAUCAACACACGUAUAAGUUAGACCUGAGUCCGUUACACCACUUGGAAAUACUGAAGAACUUCGAUACACAAGUUUCUCCUUUUCGAGAUCUUUUCAAGUUAACAAAACUUCAGAAACUAUCAGCUGUUCUCUCAUUGGAGUCGUACGAGAUGGAAGAGAUGAUCAAACACCUCAACCUCAGAUCAGGUUGUCACCAUCUCCGGAAGCUAGAUUUAAUCGGACACAUCACUCAGCUACCAGAACACCACUCAUUUUCACAAAGCCUCACAAAGUUAACCUUGAGAAAGAGUGGACUUGAAGAAGACCCUAUGGUCAUUCUUCAAAAGCUGCCUAAGCUAUUCACCUUGUCAUUACGUGGAAACGCGUUUAUUGGAAAGGAAAUGUGUUGUUCUCCACAAGGAUUUCCACAACUCAAAACUCUUAAACUCCAGGGGCUACUAAAUUUAGAAAGCUGGAGAGUGGAGACAGGGGCACUGCCAAAUCUAGUUCAUCUAGAAAUCGACGAAUGCAAGAAAUUGGAGAUGGUUCCUGAAGGAUUGAUAUAUCUAACUAAAAUACAGGAGGUAAUGAUUAUAAACAUGCCAGACAACUUCCAAAACAGGCUGCAAGAGGUUCAAAGGGAAGAAUAUUACAAAGUUCAGUUCAGGAAAAAUUUUGACACAAAGAAGAUUUCAAAGAUCAAAUUCAAAAUGCGAAUAUCAGGACCGAUGUUUGGCGGAUUAUUGCAGACCAUUUAUCCAUCAACAGUACCAAAGGAAUGGAAGAUGUUAUAAGGAUUCACGGGGAAGAUAUUAUCGAUAAGGU